Molecule: messenger RNA, 258 nt
Organism: Enterobius vermicularis (human pinworm)
Lineage: Eukaryota; Metazoa; Nematoda; Chromadorea; Rhabditida; Oxyuridae
Source: the annotation of a GenBank genome assembly
AUGGUGGCUUUCAAAAGCCUCUUUGACAAACUGAUGCGAAAAUACGGUCUUUAUUGGAACGUCUACAGCCUUGAAGAUCUGAUUAGGUUAAAAGCGGAAAGGCGACGAGCGGUGAUAAGUAAAAUAAUGGAGGAAAAGGAGAAGGAACACGAAGAAUUACGUGAACGGGCAAGAAGUGCAGAAGAGUACCAAGAAAAGAAACUCUGCGAAAAGUUACAGGCUGAAAACGAAAAAUUGACGAAUUCGAAAACAAAGUAA